ACGAAAUUACCUUUAUAACGCAGACAUAAACCACGUAUAUAAAUAUUGCCCUGACAGAUAAAAUCUGUUCGAACCAACGCGAGUAAGGUUGUUUUAUCUACAGCCACUUGUAAACAAAAAUCAAUUCGAAUAAAAUGGGAUCCUACCGUCGCGUAUUGUUUAGUUCCACCACACGAACAUAAUAAAAUUGUAGCCACUCGGAUCCGGACAGUCAAACGUGAACAAAAAAAAUGAAAAGCCCUUCAACGCAACAACUGGUAAAGACUAAUUUUUCUCAAGAUUUGGAGAAUUGGAUGACAAACCUCCCAGAAAGUCUUAAAACUGUACCGAUCAUUUUAUUAGCAAUACCAGGUUCCCAUGAUAGUUUCACUGCAAACAUCACCCCUGAUUCAGACUUGUCUCCAGAUGCAGAACCAAUAUUGCAAUAUCUGAGUUGUUUUGGACCAUGUGUUAAAUAUUUUAUAGCAAACUGGUCAAGAACACAAACCUACAUGGCCACACAACAAUUGAAUUGUGGAAUUAGGUAUUUUGAUUUAAGAUUGGCCACAAAAGAAGGCACCGAGAAUUUUUAUUUUGUUCAUGGAUUAUAUUCUGAGAAUGUUUCUACUGUUUUUGCAGAGAUUAAGACGUUUUUGGAUUCACAUCCUGGUGAAAUGAUAAUUUUGGACUGUCAACAUUUCUAUGCCUUUACCCAAGACGAUCACAAUCGUUUCAUGGCCUUAAUCACUAAAACAUUUGAAACCAAACUGCUGCCUUAUUCCGAGCACAUGGAAACACUCACUUUGCAAUAUAUGACCCAAUGCCGAUAUCAGGUGAUAACAAUUUAUAGAUCGGAUGCGAUGCGCUUCGGGCAACCUUUUUUGUGGCCUUCAAAUAGUUUUCCAAAUCCUUGGCCAAACACUGUAUCCACGACUACUUUAUUUAAUUAUCUGAGCAAUGGUUUAAAAUACAGGGACAAAAAUGUCGGUUAUAUUUCCCAAUGUGUUUUAACACCGGACGUUAGUUUUGUUACAAUGAAUUUAUUCAGUACUUUAAAACAGAAAUGUGCGGUGGAAAUAGAAGAAGAUAGGAAGAAAUGGAUAACAGAACAAAGUUCAGGUCCUCAGGGUUUGAAUGUAAUAAUCGGCGAUUUUAUAGAUCUCAACGAUAAUGAAUAUUGUAAAAAUGUUAUCAAUUUAAACAAUGACGUGCUCAACAAUUACUCUAAAAAGAAACGUAUGAGUAUGCCCCAAAUUCAUAAAGGAUAAUUUUGUUUGUGCAUGUGUGUACUAGUAGUAGAAUUAUUAUUGUAGGCAUAAUGUUAUGAAAAAUUUGUGUGUUAACCAAUUAUUUUUAAGAUGAUUAAUUAAUAACGAUUUAAUUUUAAAUUUUGUCCUGUAUGUAUGUCUAAUCCACUUAUCUUUCAAAAGUUUGAUAUACAAUGUUUCUUAUUAAUAUUUCAAUAUGAAAGUUAUGAGUAUUAUAUUAUUUAAUAUAUUCUGUGAUUACUUGUACAAAUUAUUUUUUUUAUUUCAGUUGUAGAUUUUAUAUUCUGUGAUAAUUUUACUUUAUUACUUUCAAAACCAACAGAUUUGCCUUAAAACCAGCCUUACUACAACUCUUGUCCACUAAUACUUUAAGAUGCCUAAUUAGUAUUUUAGAAUAAGUUGUUAUAUAUAUGGUUAUACAAUCUUGUUAAUGAUCUUAUUGUUAAAAUAUAAUCUAAUAAAUUUGAA
Messenger RNA from Aethina tumida (small hive beetle), 1715 nucleotides. Its product is annotated as PI-PLC X domain-containing protein 3. The transcript has 5 exons. The record is from RefSeq and is a predicted model, not a curated record. Gene Ontology annotation, molecular function: phosphoric diester hydrolase activity. Gene Ontology annotation, biological process: lipid metabolic process. Bases 231 to 1247 code for a protein of 338 amino acids. NCBI's taxonomy places the organism in Eukaryota, Metazoa, Arthropoda, Insecta, Coleoptera, Nitidulidae.